CGCACAAAUAUUUCACUCACCUCCUCGUCAACACUUUUUGGUUCAUUCCACAUACCACUGUUCCUUAUUUAAUUCACGCCCAGCAGCCAUACUUGGUCCAUUACCGCUCAUUCCUAAGUCAACCCUUUCUACGAGCAAAAUGGAGGACCUGCGUAUAAGACGUGUUGUGCAGACUGAAGAUUUAUCAAAUGUUGAAUUUGAGACUAGCGAAGAUGUCGAAGUUAUUCCCACGUUUGAUAGCAUGGGCUUGCGAGAAGAACUGCUGCGCGGUAUUUAUGCAUACGGAUUUGAAAAACCAUCAGCCAUUCAGCAGCGUGCUAUCAAGCCGAUAGUGAAGGGUCGUGAUGUAAUCGCACAAGCACAGUCUGGUACUGGGAAAACUGCUACAUUUUCCAUUGCCAUACUUCAGUCAUUAGAUACAGCUGUGCGAGAGAGCCAAGUCCUCUGCCUAUCACCUACACGAGAACUUGCAACACAGAUACAAAAGGUUAUUUUGGCGUUGGGCGACUUCAUGAAUGUCCAGUGUCAUGCAUGCAUUGGUGGUACUAAUUUAGGUGAGGACAUAAGAAAGUUGGAUUAUGGUCAACAUGUUGUUUCCGGUACACCAGGACGAGUAUUUGAUAUGAUAAGACGAAGAGUUCUGCGGACACGAUCAAUAAAAAUGCUGGUUUUAGAUGAAGCUGAUGAAAUGUUAAACAAAGGUUUCAAAGAACAGAUAUAUGAUGUAUAUCGAUACCUUCCACCAGCUACUCAGGUGGUGCUUAUUUCUGCGACACUUCCUCAUGAAAUUUUGGAAAUGACAAGUAAAUUCAUGACAGAUCCAAUAAGGAUUUUAGUAAAACGUGAUGAGCUGACUCUGGAAGGAAUAAAACAGUUCUUUGUAGCUGUAGAAAGAGAAGAAUGGAAGUUUGAUACUUUGUGUGACCUUUAUGAUACUUUAACUAUAACACAAGCUGUUAUAUUUUGCAACACAAAAAGGAAGGUAGACUGGCUAACAGAAAAAAUGCGAGAGGCAAAUUUUACUGUUAGCUCAAUGCAUGGAGACAUGCCCCAAAAGGAGCGUGAUGCUAUUAUGAAGGAAUUCCGAUCAGGGCAGAGUCGUGUUCUUAUUACAACAGAUGUGUGGGCUAGAGGCAUUGAUGUUCAGCAAGUAUCUCUUGUAAUAAAUUAUGAUUUGCCGAACAACAGAGAACUGUACAUCCACAGGAUUGGUCGCUCUGGCCGAUUUGGGAGAAAAGGUGUUGCCAUCAAUUUUGUCAAAACUGAUGAUAUAAGGAUUUUGCGAGACAUUGAACAAUAUUAUUCAACUCAGAUUGACGAAAUGCCAAUGAAUGUUGCUGAUUUGAUAUGAACAGUCUGGAGCCUAAGAUGCAUUUCUGCAUUGAUGAGAACUGGUGACCACUUGUUUUAUCUGGCAGAGGAAGAUUUUUUGUUUUGUAUCAGAUGUUUUAGUUCAUAUUCAUUAUUCUCAGUGUUAUGCAUUUAUGUUAUAUCUUAUCAGUUAAGUAAAUAGUAUUUCUUUAUAAUUUAUUAGAGAG
Molecule: messenger RNA, 1538 nt
Organism: Schistocerca cancellata (South American locust)
Lineage: Eukaryota; Metazoa; Arthropoda; Insecta; Orthoptera; Acrididae
Product: eukaryotic initiation factor 4A-III
Exons: 10
Coding region: 140-1351 (403 amino acids)
Cellular component (GO): catalytic step 2 spliceosome; nucleolus
Molecular function (GO): RNA helicase activity; mRNA binding; ATP binding
Source: RefSeq, a predicted model, not a curated record